Coniosporium apollinis CBS 100218 is the source of this 3555-nucleotide messenger RNA. RefSeq lists its product as uncharacterized. NCBI's taxonomy places the organism in Eukaryota, Fungi, Ascomycota, Dothideomycetes. The transcript has 4 exons. The coding region runs from base 1 to 3555 and encodes 1184 amino acids. Gene Ontology annotation, biological process: regulation of transcription by RNA polymerase II. The record is from RefSeq and is a predicted model, not a curated record.
AUGGCACGCGCGACUGCCUCACCUGAACGCCGCCCAGAGCGCCGCCCACCCCGACCGCGUGGCCGUAACGGCGAACCUCCCAAGAAGAGAUUUCGAUACGUUCCAGGCGGCCCGGGUGGCGGUGGGAGAUACGUCGAUCCAGACACGGGUCACGAAAUUGCAGUUGGUGGCACAGGACCAGGCGGAUACGCCUAUAGCGGGCCCCGAGGACGGAUCGGGCGCGAGAAUGCUGCCAACGGCGUUAUACCUCCUACUCCAGCCCCACCAUCAAGACCCCAGACUGCCGUGCGAGAUAGGCCGCGCCGCGAACGGCCGGAGAGAACGCCUGCGCUGCCCAGAUACAACUCCACAGCGGCGCAAGCAGUGUCGGUUGCGCAGAGUGAUGGAUACAAACCUAGGGAGGAGCGUGGAUGGGAGGAGUUCCAUCAGGAUCUGGACAUUGAUGCGGAUUUUAUGGUCUUCAGUGCCGCGGAGGUGGAUGGAAUCGCUUCGCCUGAGCUCAAGCCUGCGUACCUUGGCCAGGAUCUAGGGGAGCAUGGUCAAGCAUUGGAGAAUGGCGCAUCUUCACUUGUGGACGAACCUGCGCCGCCAUAUGCACACCAAGGCUCGCCAGAGCUUCUCCGUCAAGCGUCGACCGCGUCUCUGCCGAAUGGCGACACGAUCAAUCUGAAUGGCGUUAAUGGAGCUCUCACAACGCCGCUUAAAAGGAGACCCGGGCGGCCGGCGCGCCGGGGAGAAUCUAUGCUUGCUGGCCUGGGUUCGCCUCCCGUGCAGAGGAUCCGUCCUUUGCCUUCCCAGAAUCCGAAGGAGAAGCUCAACUUACCCAAGCCGGUCUACCGCAGAGUCGAUACGUUCACAUCCUACGAGCAGGAUCAGAAGGUCCAGGUUAAUUACGUAGACAAGUCCCUAGCGAAUGUUGGGUAUCAGGAGAGCGACAUCUACGUGCGACCCGAAAAGACUCUGAUCCGGCUAGCUGAAGGCUCGAUUGAGGAAGACCUUGAUCUGGCCAUGGCGUUGAAGUCUGAUGGCGAUCUUGCAGCUCCAGGUCUGGGUGUGGGCCGAGUUGAGUAUGACAUGGACGAGCAGGACGACCGAUGGCUGGAAGCGUAUAAUGAACACAGAAAGGAAGAGCAAGUUGAUGCGAUCAAGCCUGCAUUGUUCGAAAUCACCAUGACACUGAUUGAGAAGGAGUGGCAUGCUCUCGAAAAGCGUAUACCAAAGCCGAACCCGAAACCUCCACAGACACACCGACCGCGCUCGAGCUCUGCGGCAGCCGUCAAUGGUGAACCAGCGGGUGCGGGCGAAGAACAAGACACAAAAUGUGCUAUUUGCGACGACGGAGACUGCGAAAACACGAACGCCAUCGUCUUUUGCGACGGUUGCGAUUUGGCGGUGCACCAAGAGUGCUAUGGGGUUCCGUUCAUCCCGGAGGGUCAGUGGCUCUGCCGCAAGUGCCAGCUGAUAGGCCGAGGAACGCCCACGUGCAUCUUCUGUCCAAAUGUCGACGGCGCUUUCAAGCAGACGAACACAUCGAGGUGGUCACACCUGUUGUGCGCGAUAUGGAUUCCAGAAGUCACUCUCGGCAACACCACGUUCAUGGAGCCAGUCAUGGAUGUAGAGAAAGUACCGAGGCAACGAUGGAAGUUGACCUGCUACAUCUGCCACCAGAAAAUGGGAGCCUGUAUCCAGUGCGGCAACAAGAACUGCUACCAAGCCUUCCACGUCACAUGUGCGCGACGAGCAAAGCUAUUUCUCAAGAUGAAGUCCAGCCACAAUGGCUCUUCAAUCAUGGAUGCCAGUGUGCUUAAAGCAUUUUGUGAUAAGCACUGCCCGACUGACUGGAGAAAGGAGCACGAUGUAGCUACAGCGAUCGAAGAAGCCAAGGAUUGGUAUCGUGCCAACAUGAGGGGAAGACGGUGGGCGGACAGUCAGCAAUCCGCGCUGGCACUCACACCUCAACAACUAGCGCCAUCAUACGAUCUUGUUACCGUCAACGGUCUGCAGGAUGAUUCCAUGACGACCGCCAACAACAAGCGCAAGCGAACAGGGCCUCCGAAGGGGAUGUGGAGGUUGCCUUCCGGCGCUCCUAUCGUACCUCAAGCCGUGUUCCACAACGUCGAGAACUCACUCAUCCGGUUCGCGAUUCGAAAGCGGAAGGAGUUCGUCGCAGAAGCCUGCAAGUACUGGACCUUGAAGAGGGAAGCUCGCCGGGGUGCCGCUCUGCUCAAACGCCUUCAACUUCAGAUGGAGACGUUUACAUCUAUGGAGAUCACCAGGCGUAACUAUGUAGGCAUGGGUGCAGCCGGACGACCCAGACUACAUAGACGCAUCGAGUUCGCCGAGAGGCUCGAAGAUGAUAUGGAGCAGAUACGCGUGCUUUGCCAGAGAAUCAAAGAAAGAGAGGCGGAGAAGCUCCGCGAUGUGGAGCUCUUGCGCGAGCUCAUCGACACGAUCUACUUCCCUAUCCCCCCUCUACUAUGGCCGGCGCUCGAGCGGGCCCAAACGCUAGACAACAAAGGCUUCUUUAGGGAGGGACUGGAUACCAUGCAAGCUAAGCUUGAGGAACGUCAUUACGCUUCGGUCUCACAGUUUGCCGAGGAGCUGGUUGCUGUAUUAAGCACUGUAGUCGCUCGGGCCCCUACUACCACGGAGCUUGCCGCGGCGCCGCUCAGUAGCGAAGGUCCUACCAGCAGUGCGCUCUCAGCCGACCAGAAGGACAAGAGGAAACUGGCCAAGCGCAUCCUCAAGGCUGCAAAAAUGCACCUAGAGAUCGCCAUUAGGAAAGAGUCUGACCUCGUGCGACAGCCAUUGCAUCUGCCUGAUCUUGACGCCCUCAUGGAUGCAAGUAUCCGCUCAGAACAAGAGUCAAUUCUACCUGCCUCACACGACGGAUUCUUUGCGGCCGAUGGUGAGGGGCGACAGAACAACGAGAUGGAAGCGGAUCCGACUCUGCAGGAGGGCAUCCCAAUCGACCCUAACCUCUUCCUACCUGCAGACAUACUGUUACAGCCGGCCGCCAACAACGCCUCCGUAUCCGCCGACGAAACGACCGACAACGCCGUAAUCCGCCUCCAGCUUCAGCCCCACGACCCUAGCUCCACCAUCCCCAUCGGCAACGCCAACCCCAUCCCCUCCGACCUAAUCGACCCUGCCCUUACUUCCACGUCCACCGACCAGCCAUCGACAAAACACCAAGCCCCGCUUACCCCUCCGCGCUCGGAGAAAGACCCCUCCCCGCUGGCGGGCGGCGGCAUACCCUGGUACCUCGAAGUCUUCGACCCGGCGGGCACGACUGUGUACGAGGAGCGCUGGACCGGGCGGGAGGUGCUGAGGGGUAUGAGCGAGGAGCUGAGCGAGAUGGGGGAUGAGGAGCUGGAUGGGAUGGGCGAGGAGGAAGAGAUGAGUAUGGGCGAGAUGGCGGCGACUAGCGCGGCGGCUAGUGUGGCUGAGCCGGCGGCGGUUAGGGAAGAGACGCCGGUUGCGGAGGAAGCGGCCGUUGUGAGGAAGGGAAAGGGGUGGCGGAAGGGAAUGAAGGGGACGGGCAGGAGGAGGUGA